GCAGGUGGGCGGCCGCUAAUUGGUCGAGGGUGUUGGUAGCCAUUCAAGGAGCGGUCGCCUUCUCUCUCCUCUCAUUUCUCCCCAGGACCUCUGUCUUUAGGAGACGACUAUGCCGCGCGGAAGCAGGAGCCGGACCUCCCGGGUGGCCCCCCCGGCCAGUCGGGCACCCCCAAUGAGAGCUGCCCCAGCACCAGCAGUUCACCCUCCAGCAGCAGCACCACCCUCUGCAGUUGCACCACCCUCUGCUGCACCCAGGCAGCCAGGGUUAAUGGCCCAAAUGGCUACCACCGCAGCAGGAGUGGCAGUGGGCUCAGCUGUUGGGCACACCAUUGGUCAUGCCAUUACUGGAGGCUUUGGUGGUGGAAGCAAUGCUGAGCCUGCAAGGCCUGACAUCACCUACCAGGAGCCUCAGGGAGCCCAGCCAGGGUACCAGCAGCAGCAGCAGCAGUUUGGCCCCUGCCACUACGAGAUGAAGCAGUUCUUAGAGUGUGCCCAGAACCAGGGUGACCUCAAGCUGUGUGAGGGCUUUAGCGAGGUGUUGAAGCAGUGCAGGUUUGCAAACGGAUUAGCCUAAUUGAGACCUUCAAAAGAAAGAAAUGGAAAAAUCACCUCUGAAGACCAAUCGAAUUUAUUAAUCCAUAAUUGAUAGGGAAAUGAUAAAGAAAGCUGAGACCACCCAUACUUUGUUUCUUUGUCUAUGUCACUAACAGAACAGGCUUCAAGGGGAGGGACGGAUGGCAUUCGAACUGUGGAAAUAAGGAGAUGAUAUAAAAUGUUGGGACAAGACAAAUGCUUGUGUGGUCUCCUCAAAAUGAAUGAUUGUGAUGUAAACUCUUAGCAGCAAAAAGCAUCUUAAGUUAUGGAUAGUCAUUCAAAUAAAGCUAUUUCCUCCUGGA
This is a messenger RNA of Dromiciops gliroides (monito del monte), 896 nucleotides long. RefSeq names its product coiled-coil-helix-coiled-coil-helix domain containing 2 (gene CHCHD2). Gene Ontology annotation, molecular function: sequence-specific DNA binding. The transcript is spliced from 4 exons. NCBI's taxonomy places the organism in Eukaryota, Metazoa, Chordata, Mammalia, Microbiotheria, Microbiotheriidae. Gene Ontology annotation, cellular component: mitochondrion; nucleus. Gene Ontology annotation, biological process: mitochondrion organization; positive regulation of transcription by RNA polymerase II. The coding region runs from base 110 to 574 and encodes 154 amino acids. The record is from RefSeq and is a predicted model, not a curated record.